Molecule: messenger RNA, 1440 nt
Organism: Suillus fuscotomentosus
Lineage: Eukaryota; Fungi; Basidiomycota; Agaricomycetes; Boletales; Suillaceae
Exons: 2
Coding region: 1-1440 (479 amino acids)
Source: RefSeq, a predicted model, not a curated record
AUGACUCCCCUUCACACUCGCUUCAAUGUUUUAGUUCGCAAUCAUCUUGUAUAUCAUUCACGUUCGUUAAAUGGCGACGAGCCUCAUCACCCUUCGUUGAAAACUAUAUCUGAGGAUGGUCCUGUCUCGUUGGACCGGCCACGAGAUACCAAUGUGGACGGGCGUGGUCUACAGCUAUUAGACGAGCCCGAGGCAAACUGCAUAGGCUGCACUUUGUCCGACAGCGAUCAUUUGUCAAAUGAGCAGGCUAGCCCAAUCACAGCCGCAUCCUUUAUUGAACGCAGAAUGUCGGAACCAAGUGAAGCUGGGAACUUGGCGGUUGGAGCACCGCGACUUUCGGCGGAAGCUCACAUUUCCCAACGUCAGGCGGACACCUCGUACACCCAGUCUUGCAUUAUGUUCGAUUCUUUCUGUGAGCCAGACGUUCCCGAAUAUUCUACUACCGGUGUUUUAUCUCCCCUCAAUACCAUUUCUUCCACACAUCCCCAAUCGAUUCCCGCUAUAACUACUUCUACAUCAUCAGCCUACAGUACCCACCUGUCGUCAAAGCCAUAUGGCACCUCAGUAGAUAAUACCUCUAGCGGUUCAGCAAUUUCCCACACACCCUCAGGCUCUUCUAGUAUUUACAGCCCAUCGCAGUCGACAAAUCGAUACGCUGGAAGCCCGUCAUUAUCAUCGCCGAGUGGGGACCCUUCUAGUGGUGGCAAUACCGCUGUCGGUACUACUUACACCACAGUCGCCUCAACUUACCAAACAAUCGGAGCCACCAUCACAUUGCUUCAGCCUUUCUCAUCCACAGUUACAUCGACCAGAAUUGAGAUGGUCUCGAGCUCGCUGCCCCAAACAUCAUCAGUGCCUCACACCACUUCAAACACUCAAUUAUCUCCGACCAUAGGUGCCAUCAUAGGAGGCACUGUGGGAGCGGUCGUACUUUUAUCCCUCCUAACUUUUAUCUUGCUGCGCCGUCGCAGGAUAAAACAACUUUCUAUAACACCUUUCCCUCUCCUCUCAACUGCAGGGCCAACGCAGGUUGAGUCACGGGCGUGGCUCAAGUUCCAGAGUGCCAGCGGUGCUAUCCGUCCAAACAGCGGAGGCUCAUCGUUCAUUCAAUACUCCGAUCCUGUGAAUAGAUCAUCAUCAUGUGCUUCAGAUCACAUAUCAUCUCACUUGGCCGAUGAGAAGAUCUUUGCGUCUAGUGUUGCUAGGCGCUAUAGGUCCCAUGGGCUAGAGAAGCUGUACCCAUAUCAGUCUCAUGUCCCCACCUCGGAUCAUCACGAUCCAGAAAGCUGGGUUGAACACAUUGUUACGGAUGGUUAUUCGCAACGACCGAGUGAAGAGCCGCCGGCUUAUCCUCGUUCGGUGGAUUCUUUGAGUAGAAAAGUAGACCUUGAUGAUCCUCAUGUUCUUACCGGCUCUCUUGAACUUCCCUCCGAUAGAUAA